GUGCUCCUUAUUGUCUCUCCUUCUCUAAACAAAAAUGCAGCUAUCAUUGCGCAUACCCUGCCUUACAUUGGUAAUACCCUUACCCGUCUCGGGCUCACCAUUGGCAUGGCCAAAACCAAGAUGGUUCACUUUACCUCCCUGCAUCACUCCUUGCACAUCAACCCCGUCCUUAUCAUCCAAUGGCAAGGGCAGGAGGUCAUCAUCUGGCCUGCGAUGUACCUUCGCUGGCUUGGCAUUUGGUAUGACCGCCACCUCCAAUUCACCCAUCACAUCAGAGUGAUGACCUCGUGCGCCACCUCUCAUGUAGUCGCUUUCUGCAUGCUCGCCAACACUCAACGCCUUACCCAACGGGGCAUGACGGUGGCACAAGCCCAUCUUCUAUACCUUACCACCAUCCUUCCUGUUUUGACCUUUGAAAGCCCUGUGUGGUAC
This is a messenger RNA of Laetiporus sulphureus 93-53, 432 nucleotides long. RefSeq lists its product as uncharacterized. The record is from RefSeq and is a predicted model, not a curated record. Lineage: Eukaryota; Fungi; Basidiomycota; Agaricomycetes; Polyporales; Laetiporaceae. The transcript has 2 exons. The annotation marks the transcript as partial.